AUGCUUCCAACCACAUUUGAAUAUGUAUUAACCCUAAUCGCUCCAAAGUUAAAAAGAAUGAAGCCGGGGUACAAAUCUAUUUCACCAAAUAAACAAUUUUUAAUUGCGAUAUGGAAAAUGGCUACUCCUGACUCUUACAGAUCAAUUUGUGAAAAAUUUGGUGUGGGGCGAGAUGCGAGCUACUGCAUUAAGAUGUAUUAG
Molecule: messenger RNA, 201 nt
Organism: Macrosiphum euphorbiae (potato aphid)
Lineage: Eukaryota; Metazoa; Arthropoda; Insecta; Hemiptera; Aphididae
Source: the annotation of a GenBank genome assembly